Ilex paraguariensis (yerba mate) is the source of this 411-nucleotide messenger RNA. Lineage: Eukaryota; Viridiplantae; Streptophyta; Magnoliopsida; Aquifoliales; Aquifoliaceae. The record is from the annotation of a GenBank genome assembly.
AUGGCUUCCACACAACAGCAAGCGAGUUCUGGAUCCGACGAGAGGAAGAGGAAGAGAAUGAUAUCGAAUCGGGAAUCAGCUAAGAGGUCGAGGGUGAGGAAGCAACAGCGUUUGGAUGAAUUGAUUAGCCAAGUGAGCCAGUUGCAAAAUGAGAAUAACCUCAUCACCCAGAAUAUCAAUAACGCUACACAAAUGUAUUUGGGGGCUGCUUCUGAUAAUAAUGUUUUGAGGGCUCAGCUGUCUGAACUGACUGAUAGGUUGAGGUCAUUGAAUUCGGUUCUUCAGAUCGCAGAGGAGGUAAGCGGGUUGGCUCUGGAUAUUCCCGAACUUCCGGAUACAUUGCUGGAACCAUGGCAGCUCCCUUGUCCGAUACAGCCGAUCACAGCAUCCUCCGACAUGUUUCAUUAUUGA